Penicillium soppii is the source of this 1515-nucleotide messenger RNA. Its product is annotated as ribosome biogenesis protein LTV1. The record is from RefSeq and is a predicted model, not a curated record. Gene Ontology annotation, cellular component: nucleus; cytosol; preribosome, small subunit precursor. Lineage: Eukaryota; Fungi; Ascomycota; Eurotiomycetes; Eurotiales; Aspergillaceae. Bases 1 to 1515 code for a protein of 504 amino acids. Gene Ontology annotation, biological process: ribosomal small subunit export from nucleus; ribosomal small subunit biogenesis. The transcript has 2 exons.
AUGCCGCCCAAACAGUGGAUUGACAAGAAGAACGCGAGCAAGUUCCAGCUCUUCCACCGAUCUCAAAAUGAUCCGUUGAUCCACGAUACCAAUGCGGACGACCGCUUCCUGUACCAGGUUGGGGGACCCGCUCCUGCACCUGCGCCUGCAUCUUCUUCCGCCUCGAGUUCUUCGAAAAAGGCAUUGCCCAAUCUCUCGGAUCUCACGUCCGAGUAUGGCGGUAGUGCGCGCAAGAAUGAGGGCGAGGCUGCCAACUAUGGCGUUUAUUACGAUGACUCCAGCUACGAUUACAUGCAGCAUCUUCGUGAGCUAGGCACCGGUUCUGGAGAUGCAUACUUUGUUGAAGCCAAGGGUGAAAAGGCCAAGGGCAGAGCUGGCAGAGGCAUGAAGCUGGAGGAUGCGCUGCGACAGGUUUCUCUCGUUGAUAAGGAUACCUAUGCCCAGAGCGCUUCAGGUGCCCCUAGUCUCUAUGGCUCUCAAUAUGGCGAUAUGCGAUCAACUGCUUCGUCUUUUAUCCGCAAGCCCACCUACCAGGAUCAGCAGAACAUUCCAGACGCAAUUGCUGGCUUCAAGCCGGACAUGGACCCUCGUCUGCGAGAGGCCCUCGAAGCGCUUGAGGACGAGGCAUAUGUGGAUGAAGAUGGCGAUGAUGAUAUCUUCGGCGCAUUGACCGCCAAUGCGGAAGAGAUGGAUGAAGGUGACUGGGAGGAUUCUCUUUUCGACCAUGACGAGGAAGAUGAAGGAUGGGAGUCAGACGCUACCGAGAAAGCGCCUGUGCAGCCCAGUAGUACAGAAAUUCAGCAUCCAGCUGACGAAGAACCCUCAAAGGGGCCUGUACAGCCGCCUUUGGAGCCUGGCGAGAUGCCUGCGCCCGACGAGCCAGCCCCCGACAUGCAGGCCACUGACCAAGGGUGGAUGAGUGAGUUCGCCAAGUUUAAGAAAGAUGCCAAGGCUGGCAAGGCCCCUGCACCUGCUGCGCCCACAAUCGCCGCAUCGCAAACGAUGGCGUCGACUGUCUUCACCGCUGGCGGUACCCCAAUUCGCCGCAAGAAGCGCAAGGGUGCCAUGACCAACCCAUCCGCGUACUCGAUGACCUCAUCCGCACUGGCUCGUACCGAGGGUCACCGUCUCCUUGAUGACCGAUUCGACAAGGUCGAGCAGCUCUAUGCUCUUGACGAGGAGGAUGAGUUCGAUGACAGCAUGUCUAUGGUCAGUGGAAUGACUGGCGCAACCGGCAUGACUGGUAUGUCCAUGGCAUCAUCCCAGGCACCCAGUCUCAUCGAUGGCAAUGGCGAAGCAGUGCACAGCCGCAGCAACUUCAACAAUGUCAUGGACGACUUCCUGUCUAGCUGGGAUCCCAACACCAGUUCCCAGGCGAAGCGCAAUGGCGCCAAGAACAAGCGUGGCAAGAACGGUAACGAGGCCAUUGGCAUCAGAAUGCUCGACGAGGUGCGAUCAGGUCUUGGCCCAGCUCGUAUCAGGAGCGAGAAGGGUAAAGUCGCCGGAAGAGCUUAG